CCCGCGCGGCUCACCAUGGCGGAAGGCGGAGAAGGCGAGGACGAAAUCCAGUUCUUACGCACCGACGAUGAGGUGGUGCUACAGUGCUCCGCCACACUCCAUAAAGAGCAAUGGAAACUCUGUCUGGCGGCCGAGGGCUUUGGAAACAGACUCUGCUUCCUGGAAUCCACGUCCAAUUCGAAGAAUGUUCCCCCGGAUCUGUCGAUAUGCACGUUUGUACUGGAGCAGUCGCUGUCGGUGCGGGCACUGCAGGAGAUGCUGGCCAACACAGAGGAGAAGACGGAGGGGAAAUUCAUGAUGAAGACUGCACAGGGAGGAGGUCAUCGCACUCUUCUCUACGGCCAUGCAGUUUUACUCCGGCACUCCUACAGUGGAAUGUACCUCUGCUGUCUGGCCACUUCUCGGUCUUCGACAGAUAAACUCGCGUUUGACGUGGGACUUCAGGAGGAAACUACAGGCGAAGCCUGUUGGUGGACUAUACACCCUGCUUCCAAACAGAGAUCAGAAGGUGAGAAAGUUCGUGUUGGUGAUGACCUCAUUCUGGUCAGCGUGUCCUCGGAACGGUACCUGCACUUGUCAUAUGGUAAUGGGAGUCUGCACGUGGAUGCAGCCUUCCAGCAAACACUGUGGAGUGUCGCACCAAUCUGCUCUGGGAGCGAGGUUGCUCAGGGCUUCCUGAUUGGUGGAGAUGUCUUGCGGCUGUUGCAUGGUCACAUGGACGAGUGUCUGACGGUUCAGUCAGGAGAACACAGCGAGGAGCAACGCAGGUCAGUGCACUAUGAAGGAGGUGCUGUGUCCACCCAUGCCCGCUCCCUCUGGAGGCUGGAGACACUCAGAGUCGCCUGGAGCGGCAGCCAUACUCGCUGGGGUCAGCCGUUCCGUCUACGUCAUGUGACCACUGGGAAGUACCUGAGCCUGCUGGAUGACAAAGGACUCGUUCUUAUGGACAAGGAGAAGGCAGAUGUGAAGUCUACAGCCUUCUGCUUCCGCUCCUCGAAGGAGAAACUGGACUUUGGCCUGAGGAAGGAGAUGGAUGGUAUGGGGAUCCCUGACAUCAAAUACGGCGACUCGGUCUGCUACAUCCAGCACGUGGGCACCGGGCUCUGGCUCACCUACCAAUCAGUGGACACCAAGUGUGCUCGCAUGGGCGGGGUCCAGAGGAAGGCUAUAAUGCAUCACGAGGGUCACAUGGAUGACGGUCUGACACUCUCUCGCUCCCAACACGAAGAAUCUCGCACUGCCAGGGUCAUCCGGAGCACAGUCUUCCUGUUUAACCGCUUCAUCAGGGGUCUGGACACUCUCAGCAAGAAGGGAAAGACCUCGAUGUUCGAUCUACCAAUCGAAUCAGUCAGCCUGAGUCUGCAGGAUCUGAUUGGCUACUUCCAUCCACCCGACGAACACCUAGAACACGAGGACAAACAGAACCGUCUCCGAGCCCUGAAGAACCGACAGAACCUUUUUCAGGAAGAGGGAAUGAUAACUCUGGUCCUGGAGUGUAUCGACCGCUUGCAUGUUUACAGUAGUGCUGCCCACUUUGCGGACGUGGCGGGUCGAGAGGCCGGAGAAGCCUGGGGAUCCACCCUCAACUCCCUGUAUGAGCUGCUGGCUGCGCUGAUCAGGGGCAACAGGAAGAACUGCGCUCAGUUUUCCGGAUCGCUGGAUUGGCUGAUCAGUCGUCUGGAGAGACUGGAAGCAUCGUCAGGGAUCUUGGAGGUCGUGCACUGUGUGCUAGUGGAGAGCCCUGAAGCUCUGAACAUAAUCAAAGAGGCACACAUCAGGUCUAUCAUCUCCCUGCUGGACAAACACGGACGCAACCGUAAGGUGCUGGACGUGCUGUGUUCUCUGUGUGUGUGUCAUGGCGUAGCAGUGCGCUCCAACCAGCACCUGAUCUGUGAUAACCUGCUGCCUGGCCGAGACCUCCUUCUGCAGACGCGCCUGGUCAACUACGUCAGCAGCAUGAGGCCAAACAUCUUUUUGGGCGUAAGUGAAGGUUCGGCCCAGUAUAAGAAGUGGUACUACGAGCUGAUGGUGGACCACGUGGAGCCGUUUGUGACGGCCGAGGCCACACACCUGAGAGUGGGCUGGGCCUCGACGCCUGGCUACGCACCUUACGCAGGUGGAGGGGAAGGUUGGGGCGCCAACGGCGUCGGAGAUGACCUCUACUCCUACGGCUUUGACGGGCUCCACCUGUGGUCAGGCUGCAUCUCCCGGACGGUCAGUUCCCCCAGGCAGCAUCUCCUGAGUGCGGAUGAUGUGGUGAGCUGCUGCCUGGACCUCAGCGCUCCCAGUAUCUCCUUCCGUAUCAAUGGGCAGCCUGUCCAGGGCAUGUUCGAGAACUUCAACUCUGAUGGCCUCUUCUUCCCUGUGGUCAGCUUCUCCGCUGGCAUCAAAGUGCGUUUCCUGUUGGGCAGUCGUCACGGAGAGUUUAAGUUCCUGCCACCUGCAGGAUAUGUCCCGUGUUUUGAGGCGGUGUUGCCACGGGAGAAGUUGCGAGUUGAGCACAGUCAGGAGUAUAAGCAUGACCAUGGCAGGACGCGGGACCUGCUGGGGCCAACUGUCACGCUCUCUCAGGCUGCCUUCACUCCUACACCUGUGGACACCAGUCAGAUUGUGCUGCCACCGCACCUGGAGCGGAUCCGAGAGAAGCUGGCGGAGAACAUCCAUGAGCUGUGGGUCAUGAACAAGAUUGAGCUGGGUUGGAUGUACGGAGCGGUCAGGGACGACAGUAAGAGACAGCAUCCCUGCCUGGUGGAGUUCUCCAAACUGCCAGAACAGGAACGCAACUACAACCUCCAGAUGUCCCUGGAGACUCUGAAGACUCUGCUGGCUUUGGGUUGCCACGUCGGAGUUGCAGACGAACGGGCUGUGGACAAAGUGAAGCGUCUGAAACUCUCCGCCAAAUAUGAGCUGACCAGUGGGUAUAAGCCAUCUCCGAUGGACCUGAGCCAUAUCAAGCUUGCGUCGACACAGGAGGCCAUGGUGGACAAACUCGCAGAGAACGCCCACAACGUGUGGGCCAGAGACCGGAUUCGACAGGGAUGGACCUAUGGGAUCCAACAGGAUGUGAAGAACAAGCGGAAUCCUCGGUUGGUGCCUUACGCCCUACUGGACGACAGAACCAAGAAAUCCAACAAGGAUAGCUUAAGAGAGGCAGUGCGCACGUUGCUAGGUUACGGAUACAACCUGGAGGCCCCUGACCAGGACCACGCCGCCCGGACAGACAUCAACGGCGCCUCCUCUGAGCGAUUCCGGAUUUUCCGGGCGGAGAAGACCUACUGCGUGAAUGCCGGGAAGUGGUAUUUCGAGCUGGAGGUGCUGACAGCAGGUGAGAUGCGCGUGGGCUGGACCCGUCCAGGCUGCCUGCCUGACCUGGAGCUGGGCUCCGACGACCAGGCCUUCGUCUUCGACGGGUUUAAGGCUCAGCGCUGGCACCAGGGUAAUGAACACUUUGGGAGAUCGUGGUUAGCGGGGGAUGUUGUGGGCUGUAUGGUGGAUCUGAAUGAACACACCAUGAUGUUCACGCUCAACGGGGAAGUUCUGCUAGAUGACUCCGGCUCCGAACUCGCCUUCAAAGACUUCGAGGUCUGGGAAGGCUUCAUCCCCGUGUGCAGUAUGGGAGUGGGACAGGUGGGACGUAUGAACCUCGGCAAGGACGUGAGCACGCUGAAGUACUUCACCAUCUGUGGCCUCCAGGAAGGCUUCGAGCCCUUCGCCGUAAACAUGAACCGCGAGGUCACCAUGUGGCUCAGCCAGAGGUUACCCCAGUUCAUCACUGUGCCUGCUGGACAUGAGCACAUCGAGGUCACAAGAAUCGAUGGCUCAGUGGAGAGUUCCCCAUGCCUAAAGGUCAUACAGAGGUCAUUUGGCUCGCAGAAUAGUAACACGGACAUGGCGUUUUACCGGCUGAGCAUGCCAAUCGAGUGUGCCGAGAGCUUUGGCAAACCGGCGGGCGGGACCCUGCCUGCCAACGGCAGCAUCUUCACCCCGAAGAAGGACCUGGACGACUUCGAGACCGUGUCGGACUUUGAGGUGCUGAUGAAGAGUGCUCAUGGACACAUUGGUCCAAACGGGCCCGAGAGAGACAGGGAUGAGUUCAACAACCAUAAGGACUACAACCAGGAGAAACCGUCCAAACUCAAACAGAGAUUCAUGCUGAAGAGGUCUAAACCUGAGUUCAGUACAAGUAACUCCUCUGCUCGCCUCUCGGAGGAGGUUCUGGCUGACGAGAGGGAUGAUUACGAGUGUUUAAUGCACACAUCCACGUACUAUUACGCGGUGCGAAUAUUUCCGGGUCAGGAGCCAUCCAGAGUGUGGGUCGGCUGGGUGACGUCUGACUUCCACCAGUAUGACCCCGCCUUCCAGCUGGACAAGGUCCGCACUGUGACCGUCACCCUUGGCGAUGAGAAGGGCAAAGUUCAUGAGAGUAUUAAGCGCAGUAACUGCUACAUGGUGUGGGCUGGAGAGAACAAUAACCCUGGUCAAGGUCGUAACAAUAACGGUCUGGAGAUCGGCUGUAUGGUGGAUACAGCCAGUGGGCUUCUCACCUUCACUGCUAACAGCAAAGAGCUCAGCACAUACUACCAGGUGGAGCCCAGCACUAAACUCUUUCCUGCAGUGUUUGCUCAGGCCACCAGCCCCAGCGUCUUUCAGUUUGAACUUGGACGCAUCAAGAACGUGAUGCCCCUGUCAGCGGGGUUGUUUAAGAGUGAGAGGAAGAACCCAGUCCCCCAGUGUCCACCACGCCUGCAUGUGCAGUUCCUUACCCCUGUGCUCUGGAGCCGAGUGCCCAAUCACUUCCUCAGGUCAGAGGUCACCAGGGUCAACGAGCGGCAUGGCUGGAUGUUGCAGUCUACAGAGCCGCUACAAUUUAUGGCCCUGCAUAUACCUGAAGAGAACAGGUCCCUGGACAUCCUGGAGCUGUCAGAGCAGGAGGAACUCCUACAGUUCCACUCCCACACACUGCGCCUGUACUCGGCCGUGUGCGCCCUGGGCAACAACCGCGUGGCCAACGCGUUGUGUAGCCACGUCGACGAGUCCCAGCUCCUCUUCGCCAUCCAGAACAAGUCCAUGCCGGGCUUUCUGCGGGCAGGGUACUACGACCUCCUAAUGGACAUCCACCUCCGCACGUAUGCCACCGCCCGCCUCAUGAUGAAUGGCGAGUACAUCGUGCCCAUGACGGAGGAGACCAAGAGCAUCACGCUGUUCCCCGACGAGAAGAAGAAGCACGGCCUUCCUGGCAUCGGCCUCAGCACCUCGCUCCGCCCCCGCAUGCGCUUCUCCUCCCCCAACUUCGUGGGGGGCGUGGCCAUGGGCGUGGCCGCCGGCGACCGCUUCCAGUACAGCCCAGAGUUCCCGCUGGAGGCACUGAAGAGCCGCACCAUGGAGAUGCUGACGGAAGCUGUGCAGGAAGGCAGCCUGCACGUACGCGACCCAGUAGGGGGCAGCACCGAGUUCCUGUUCGUGCCGCUUAUCAAGCUCUUCUACACUCUGCUCAUCAUGGGCAUCUUCCACAACGGAGACCUGAGAACCGUCCUGCGGCUCAUCGACCCCGGCGUGUUCGCCCAGGACGGCAGGGGCGAGCCGGGCCAUGGCGCCCCCGCCAGGGAGGGCCCGGACCCGGAGGGCCAGGCGGACGGAGGCCCUGCGCGGCAGAAGGAUCACGGCAAUGCCGAGCCGUCCAAAGAAGGUCUCCUGCAGAUGAAGCUACCAGAGCCGGUGAAGCUGCAGAUGUGUCACCUGCUGCAGUAUCUGUGUGACUGUCAGGUGCGCCACCGUAUCGAGGCGGUCGUCGCCUUCUCGGAUGACUUUGUGGCUAACCUACAGGAGAACCAGCGCUUCCGCUACAACGAGGUCAUGCAGGCACUCAACAUGUCUGCUGCCCUGACCGCCCGCAAAACCAAAGAGUUCCGCUCCCCGCCCCAGGAGCAGAUUAACAUGUUGCUGAGCUUUAAGGGUGAGAAGCAGGACUGUCCGUGUCCAGAUGACAUCAGAGAGCAGCUGCUGCAAUUCCAUGAGGAUCUCAUGACCCACUGUGGUAUAGAGAUUGAGGACGAGAAGAUGGGGGAAGCAGAUGGAGACUUCACUAUCCGAGGGCGUCUCAUGUCUCUGGUGGAGAAGGUGGCCUACUUAAAGGAAAAAAUGGCUGACAUGCCAAAGAAAAAAAAAGCCAAGAAGCCCAGUACCCUUCAGCAGUUGAUCUCAGAGACGAUGGUGCGCUGGGCGCAGGAGUCUGUGAUCGAGGACCCGGAGCUGGUGCGCGCCAUGUUCGUGCUGCUGCAUAGGCAGUACGAUGGCAUUGGCGGGCAGGUUCGGGCGCUGCCCAAGACCUACACCAUCAACGCUGUGUCCGUGGAGGACACCAUCAACCUGCUGGCCUCACUGGGACAAAUCCGCUCUCUGCUCAGCGUGCGCAUGGGCCGCGAGGAGGAGAAACUCAUGAUCCGGGGGCUCAGUGACAUCAUGAACAACAAGGUGUUCUACCAGCACCCAAACCUGAUGAGGGCCCUGGGCAUGCACGAGACCGUCAUGGAGGUCAUGGUCAACGUUCUGAGUGGCGGAGAGUCCAAGGAGAUCACGUUUCCUAAGAUGGUAGCGAACUGCUGCCGAUUCCUGUGCUACUUCUGCCGUAUCAGCCGUCAGAACCAGAAGGCCAUGUUUGACCACCUCAGCUAUCUGCUGCAGAACAGCAGCGUCGGCCUCGCCUCUCCGUCUAUGCGUGGCUCCACUCCACUGGACGUAGCUGCUGCAUCUGUGAUGGAUAACAAUGAGUUAGCCCUGGCCCUGAGGGAGCCCGACCUGGAGAAAGUAGUUCAGUAUCUAGCAGGCUGUGGUCUACAGAGCUGUGUGAUGCUGGUGUCUAAAGGCUACCCCGAUAUUGGCUGGAACCCCGUGGAGGGAGAACGGUACCUUGACUUCCUGCGAUUCGCCGUCUUCUGCAACGGUGAAAGUGUGGAGGAGAAUGCUAACGUGGUCGUCCGCCUCCUGAUUCGUCGGCCAGAGUGCUUUGGCCCCGCCCUGCGGGGUGAAGGUGGGAAUGGUCUGCUAGCCGUGAUGGAGGAAGCCAUUAAAAUAUCCGAGGAUCCCAGCCGAGACGGACCCUCUCCUGCGUCAGAGGACAGCAAGACUCUCAGCGACAUGAUGGAGGAUGAGGAAGAUGACACCAUACACACGGGUAAUGCCAUCAUGACCUUCUACGCUGCUCUGAUUGACCUGCUGGGCCGCUGUGCUCCGGAGAUGCAUUUGAUCCACGCUGGGAAAGGUGAGGCGAUCCGUAUCCGGGCCAUCCUUCGCUCGCUCAUUCCCAUUGAGGACCUGGAGGGGGUGAUCAGUAUUCCUUUCCCCAUGCCCACCCUGGCUAAAGAUGGAUCUGUGCUGGAGCCAGACAUGUCGGCUGGGUUCUGUCCUGACCACAAGGCCGCCAUGGUGCUGUUCCUGGAUCGUGUUUAUGGAAUCGAGGACCAGAACUUCCUGCUGCACCUGCUGGAGGUUGGCUUCCUUCCUGACCUCAGGGCCGCCGCUUCGUUGGACACGGCUGUGCUGAGUGCCACAGACAUGGCGUUGGCUCUGAACCGGUACCUGUGCACGGCUGUGCUGCCGUUACUGACCAAGUGUGCGCCCCUGUUUGCCGGCACGGAGCCGUUCGCCUCGCUCAUUGACUCGCUGCUCCACACUGUGUACCGUCUGUCUAAGGGCUGCUGUCUGACCAAGGCCCAGAGGGACGCCAUCGAGGAGUGCCUACUGGCUAUCUGUGGAAAACUGAGGCCUUCUAUGAUGCAACAUCUUCUCCGGCGUCUGGUGUUUGAUGUUCCCCUGCUAAACGAACACACUAAAAUGCCUUUGAAGCUGUUGACCAAUCACUAUGAGCGGUGUUGGAAGUAUUACUGCCUGUCAGGAGGGUGGGGCAGUUUUGGAGCUGCAUCUGACGAGGAGCUGCACCUCACCAGAAAACUUUUCUGGGGAAUCUUUGAUGCUCUGGCCAGAAAGAGGUAUGAUGUGGAGCUCUUCAAGCUGGCUCUGCCUUGCCUCAGCGCUGUUGCGGGAGCUCUGCCUCCAGACUACAUGGAGUCCAACUACAUCGCCAUGAUGGAGAAGCAGUCAUCCAUGGAUGCAGAAGGAAACUUUAACCCACAGCCUGUGGACACCAGCAAUGCGAACAUUCCUGAGAAGUUGGAUCACUUUAUUAAUAAGUAUGCGGAGCAUUCCCAUGAGCGAUGGUCCAUGGAGAAGUUUGCUAACGGUUGGGCGCGUGGAGAGCAGCUGUGUGAAGCCUCCAAGUUUCACCCUCUGCUGAAGCCGUACAAGAGCCUCUCUGAGAAGGAUAAAGAGGUGUACCAUUGGCCAAUCAAAGAGACUCUGAAGACCAUGCUGUCCUGGGGGUGGAGCAUUGAGCGGACGAGGGAGAGCGACCCCACCCGCUUACACAGCCGCACACGCAGGACCUCACUCUGCAGCCAGCUGUCCAUAGAGGGCACUCAUGGAUUCAGCCCCAGACCAGUGGACAUGAGCAAUGUCACGCUCUCCCGGGAUCUGCAUUCUAUGGCUGAACUGCUUGCGGAGAACUAUCAUAAUAUUUGGGCCAAGAAGAAGAAGCUUGAACUGGAAGCCAAAGGUGGAGGAAGCCAUCCACUGCUGGUUCCCUACGAUACUCUCACCGCCAAAGAGAAAUCCAAAGACCGGGAAAAAGCACAAGACAUUCUGAAGUUUCUGCAGAUCAAUGGAUACACAGUGUCGAGGGCCAUGAAGGAGCAGGAUCUCGACACACCGUCUAUAGAGAAGCGCUUUGCCUACACAUUUCUCCAGCAGCUCAUUGCCUACGUAGACGAAGCCCAUGAACACAUGCUGGAGUUCGACGUUGGUACUCGACUGAAAGGAGAGAAAAUCCCUCACGAACAGCAGAUGAAGUUCUUUGGGAAGGUUGUUCUACCAUUGGUUGACCAGUACUUUAAGAACCAUCGGCUCUACUUCCUGUCCACUGCCAUUCGGCCAAUCAGCAGUGGAGGCCAUGCGUCUAAUAAGGAGAAAGAGAUGGUGACCAGUCUUUUCUGCAAACUGGGAGUUCUUGUCAGGCAUAGGAUAUCUCUGUUUGGAAGUGACGCUACAUCUAUAGUGAACUGCCUUCAUAUACUGGGACAGACGCUGGACUCCAGGACCGUGAUGAAGACGGGGCAGGAAGCGGUCAAGUCGGCCCUGCGAUCGUUCUUUGACAACGCCGCCGAGGACCUGGAGCGGACCAUGGAGAACCUGCGACAGGGCCAGUUCACGCACACCAGGACGCCGGCGCGAGGCGUCACCCAGAUCAUCAACUACACCACGGUGGCUCUGCUUCCAGUCCUCUCCUCGCUGUUCGAGCACAUCGGCCAGAACCUGUUCGGAGAAGAUCUUAUCCUGGAUGAUGUCCAGGUGUCCUGCUACAGGAUCCUAACUAGUCUCUAUUCACUGGGCACCAGCAAAAGCAUCUAUGUAGAAAGGCAGAGACCUGCCCUGGGCGAGUGUCUGGCUGCGUUCUCCGGGGCCUUCCCCGUUGCAUUCCUGGAGCCUCAUCUGAACAAAUAUAACAGCUACUCCAUCUACAACACCAAGUGCUCGAGAGACAGGACGGUCUCCGGUCUCCCCACCCAGGUGGAGGAAGCGUGUCCCCUAGUGCCUUCCCUGGAGAAAGCCCUAGAAGAGAUCAUGGAGCUGGCGGAGUCCGGCAUGCGCUACACCCAGAUGCCCCACGUCAUGGAGGUGGUACUGCCCAUGCUGUGCAGUUACAUGUCCCACUGGUGGGAGCAUGGGCGUGAGAGCAACCCCGAGCACGCCCACGACUGCUGCACCUCCCUGACCUCCGAGCACAUGAACGCCCUGCUGGGGAAUAUCCUUAAAAUCAUCUACAACAACCUGGGCAUCGAGGCUGGGGCCUGGAUGAAGAGACUGGCAGUCUACUCCCAGCCCAUCAUCAGCAAGGCCCGGCCACAGCUGCUGAAGACCCACUUCCUGCCUCUAAUGGAGAAGCUGAAGAAGAAGGCCUCCACCGUGGUGCAGGAUGAGGAGCAGAUGAAGGCGGAGGGCCGUGGGGAGAUGUCCGAGUCUGAGCUGCUCAUCCUGGAUGAGUUCACCAUCCUCGUGCGAGACCUGUACGCCUUCUACCCUCUCCUCAUCCGCUUCGUCGACUACAACAGAGCAAAGUGGCUGAAGGAACCGAACCCAGAGGCUGAGGAGCUGUUCCGUAUGGUGGCUGAGGUCUUCAUCUUCUGGGCUAAGUCCCAUAAUUUCAAACGGGAGGAGCAGAACUUUGUUGUUCAGAAUGAAAUAAACAACAUGUCAUUCCUCAUUACCGACACCAAAUCCAAAAUGUCCAAGGGGGCAGUGUCAGACCAGGAGAGGAAGAAGAUGAAGAAGAGAGGGGAUCGAUAUUCUAUGCAGACCUCUCUCAUUGUGGCUGCCCUGAAGAGACUGCUUCCUGUUGGCCUGAAUAUCUGUGCACCCGGCGACCAGGAGCUAAUCGCCCUCGCCAAAAUGCGCUUCACGCAGAAGGACACAGAGAAGGAGGUGCGGGAGAGCAUCCGUAACAAUCUGCACCUGCAGGGCAAGCUAGAGGAUCCUGCGAUUCGCUGGCAGAUGGCCCUGUAUAAGGACAUGCCCAAUCGCACCGAGGACACAUCCCACCCGGAGAAGACAGUGGAGAGGGUGCUGGACAUCGCACAUGUGCUGUUCCACCUGGACCAGGUGGAGCACCCUCAGAGGAGCAAGAAGGCAGUGUGGCGCAAGCUCCUUUCCAAGCAGAGGAAGCGGGCGGUGGUGGCCUGCUUCAGGAUGGCUCCCCUCUACAACCUGCCCAGGCACCGCGCGGUGAACCUCUUCCUCCAAGGCUAUGAGAAGUCCUGGAUUGAGACAGAAGAACAUUAUUUCGAGGACAAGCUCAUAGAGGAUUUGGCUAAGUCGGGAGGGGACGAGCCGUCCGAGGACGAUGAGGGUCUCAAACGAAUGGACCCUCUUCAUCAACUCAUACAGCUCUUCAGCCGGACUGCACUCACAGAGAAAUGUAAACUGGAGGAUGACGGCUUGUACAUGGCCUACGCUGGUAUCAUGGCUAAGAGUUGCCAUGAUGAAGAGGAAGAUGAAGAAGAAGUAAAAAGUUUUGAAGAGAAGGAGAUGGAGAAGCAGAAGUUACUGUACCAGCAGGCCCGACUGCACGACCGUGGCGCAGCUGAGAUGGUGCUACAGACCAUCAGUGCCAGCAAAGGUGAGAUGGGACCAAUGGUGGCUUCCACUCUGAAGCUGGGUAUCGCCAUACUCAACGGUGGCAACUCCACGGUGCAGCAGAAAAUGCUGGACUAUCUAAAGGAGAAGAGAGAUGUGGGUUUUUUCCAGAGUCUGGCUGGACUGAUGCAGUCCUGCAGCGUUCUGGAUCUGAACGCGUUCGAGAGGCAGAACAAGGCUGAGGGUUUGGGUAUGGUCACAGAAGAAGGCUCAGUCAUCCGUCAUGAGCGUGGUGAGAAGGUCAUGCGGGACGAUGAGUUCACCUGUGACCUGUUUCGCUUCCUGCAGCUGCUCUGCGAAGGUCACAACUCAGAUUUCCAGAACUACCUGCGAACGCAGACGGGGAACAAUACGACAGUCAACGUCAUCAUCUCCACCGUGGACUACCUUCUUAGAGUACAGGAGUCGAUCAGUGAUUUCUACUGGUAUUAUUCUGGGAAGGAUGUGAUUGACGAACAGGGCCAGCGGAAUUUCUCCAAGGCCAUCAACGUGGCCAAACAGGUGUUCAACACUAUUACAGAGUAUAUUCAGGGGCCCUGCACGGGUAACCAACAGAGCCUGGCGCACAGCCGCCUGUGGGACGCCGUGGUGGGCUUCCUCCAUGUGUUCGCACACAUGCAGAUGAAGCUGUCUCAGGACUCCAGUCAGAUCGACCUGCUGAAAGAGCUGAUGGACCUCCAGAAGGACAUGGUUGUGAUGUUGCUGUCCAUGUUAGAGGGAAAUGUUGUAAAUGGUACCAUCGGAAAGCAGAUGGUCGACAUGUUGGUGGAGUCCUCCAACAAUGUUGAGAUGAUUCUCAAGUUCUUUGACAUGUUCCUGAAACUAAAAGACCUCACGUCUUCCGACGCCUUCAAAGAGUACGACCCUGAUGGGAAGGGUAUCAUCUCCAAAAGGGACUUCCACAAAGCCAUGGAGAGCCAGAAGCACUACACCCAGUCGGAGACCGAGUUCCUGCUCUCCUGCGCCGAGACGGAUGAGAACGAGUUGCUGGACUAUGAGGAGUUUGUGGAGCGCUUCCACGAGCCGGCAAAGGACAUCGGCUUCAACGUGGCCGUGCUCCUGACCAACCUCUCGGAGCACAUGCCACACGACUCGCGCCUGCAGACGUUCCUGGAGCUGGCCGACAGCGUGCUGAACUACUUCCAGCCCUACCUGGGCCGCAUCGAGAUCAUGGGCAGUGCCAAACGCAUCGAGCGCGUCUACUUCGAGAUCAGUGAGUCCAGCCGCACGCAGUGGGAGAAGCCGCAGGUGAAGGAGUCCAAGCGACAGUUCAUCUUCGACGUGGUCAACGAGGGUGGCGAGAAGGAGAAGAUGGAGCUCUUCGUCAACUUCUGCGAGGACACCAUCUUUGAGAUGCAGCUGGCGGCGCAGAUGUCCGACACCGGCGAGCGCUCCGCCGUUAAGGAGGAGAGCGAGCGGGAGAGGCCCGAGGAGGAGGCGCCCGAGAUGGGCUUCUUCUCCGUUACCACUGUCCACACUGCCCUGCUUGCCCUGCGCUACAACGUCAUGCUCCUCGUGAAGGUGCUGUCCAUGAAGAGCCUGAAGAAGCAGCUUAAGAAGGCGAAGAAGAUGACGGUGAAGGACCUGGUGACGACGUUCGCAGCGUUCUACUGGAGCGCCGUGAUGGGCCUUCUGCACUUCGCCUUCAGCGUGGCUCGAGGAUUUUUCCGCAUCGUCUACAACAGCUUCCUGGGCGGCAGCCUGGUGGAGGGCGCCAAGACCAUGAAGGUAUCGGAGCUGCUGGCCAACAUGCCCGACCCGACGCAGGACGAGGUGAGGGGCGAGGGGGAGGAGGCCGAGAGGAAGCUGGCCGACAAAGCCUCCGACGAGGAAGAUCUGGCCGACCUGGCGGUGGCGUCGGACGACACCGACCUGCUGACGGACAUUUUCGGGUUGGACCUGAAGCGAGAGGGUGGUCAGUAUAAACUGAUGCCCCAUAAUCCCCAUGCCGACCUGACAGAGCUGCUGAACACACCUGUGGCCCCGCCCCCGACACCUUCUCCUGAGCACAGCAGGAGACUCCAGACAAAGGGCUCGACGUCGUCGACGGAUGAGAAAGAAAUUGCGGAUGAGAGCAAGUCUAUGCCGGAGAAGGCCGAAGGUGAGGAUGGAGAGAAGAAGGAGGUCCUGAAGAAACGCAGGACACAGCAACAAUACUCCUCCAAACCGGACGAGCCGGACCUGCAGGAGUCGGCCUUCUGGAAAAAGAUCAUCGCCUACCAGCGCAAGCUGCUGAACUAUUUUGCCAGGAACUUCUACAACAUGAGGAUGCUGGCUCUGUUCGUGGCCUUUGCGAUCAACUUUAUCCUGCUGUUUUACAAGGUGUCCACGUCCUCGGCGACGGUCGAGGACAAGCAGGCAAUCUACAGCGCUGCAGCGGGCACCGGUCUGCGCUGGGACCCCCCGGGCGGCUCGCCCGCUGACCGUCACGCUGCUGUGCACUUCGUACUGGAGGAGAGCACCGGCUACAUGGAGCCCACCCUGCGCAUCCUGGCCGUGCUGCACACAGUCAUCUCCUUCUUCUGCAUCAUAGGAUACUACUGCCUCAAGGUUCCCCUGGUGAUCUUUAAGAGGGAGAAGGAUGUUGCGAGAAAGUUGGAGUUUGACGGACUUUACAUCACAGAGCAGCCGUCAGAGGACGACAUUAAAGGACAGUGGGACAGACUGGUUAUCAACACACAAUCUUUCCCAAACAACUACUGGGAUAAAUUUGUGAAAAGGAAGGUGAUGGAUAAGUAUGGAGAGUUCUAUGGACAUGACCGCAUCAGUGAACUGCUGGGCAUGGACAAAGCUGCACUCGACUUUAGCCACGCUCAUGAGAAGAAGAAACCCAAGAAAGACAGCUCACUCGCUGCAGUGCUGAACUCUGUUGAUGUGAAGUACCAGGUCUGGAAGCUGGGAGUCGUCUUCACAGAUAAUUCUUUCCUGUACCUAGCCUGGUACAUGACCAUGUCCAUACUGGGUCACUAUAACAACUUCUUCUUUGCUGCCCACCUGCUGGACAUUGCCAUGGGCUUUAAGACCCUGCGGACCAUCCUGUCGUCUGUCACUCACAACGGUAAACAGCUGGUCCUCACCGUGGGCUUGCUGGCGGUGGUUGUCUACCUCUACACUGUCGUUGCCUUCAACUUCUUUCGCAAGUUCUACAACAAGAGUGAAGAUGGAGAAUCUCCAGACAUGAAGUGUGACGACAUGCUAACGUGUUACAUGUUUCACAUGUAUGUGGGUGUUCGUGCUGGUGGUGGCAUCGGCGACCAGAUUGAGGACCCAGCAGGUGACGAGUAUGAGAUCUACCGGAUCAUCUUUGACAUCACAUUCUUCUUCUUCGUCAUCGUCAUCCUCCUUGCUAUCAUUCAGGGGCUGAUUAUCGAUGCAUUUGGUGAGCUGAGAGACCAGCAGGAACAGGUCAAAGAGGACAUGGAGACCAAGUGUUUCAUCUGUGGGAUCGGAAAUGACUAUUUUGACACAGUUCCACACGGUUUCGAGACGCACACUCUGCAGGAGCACAACUUGGCCAACUAUCUGUUUUUCGUGAUGUAUCUCAUUAAUAAGGAUGAAACAGAACACACAGGCCAGGAGUCCUACGUUUGGAAAAUGUACCAGGAACGCUGCUGGGAAUUCUUCCCGGCGGGAGACUGCUUCCGCAAACAAUACGAGGACCAGCUCAACUAACGCACACCUCAAGGACACACACACACACACACACACACACACACACACACGGACACAGAGAGACUCCGGUCCCUUGGACUUUUUUCUUGGUGAUUGUUGUGAAGAAAGGGACUGUUCGGAAUGCGUUUUUGCGAUCCUGUACAUAGCUGAACUGCUUCUCCAUCGACCUACUUCCAGAAUGCACUGGGAUGCGCACACAUGCUGAGAGGGAGAAACGUUUGAGCGCUCAGUGCUUCUUCAUCCGACAUUUGCAUUAUAAGUCACAAGCAAAGACAAGCAAAAAGAAAGAGCGAGAGAGAAAGAGAGAGAGAGAGAGAGAGAGAGAGGGGAGAGAGAGGGAGGGAGAGAGAGAGAGGGAGGGAGGAGGUAUAGGGAGGGCCUUGCGGGGGGAGGAGGACAUCUAUAGCAGAACAUGCAUGAAAAGAACACAAUUAUCUCUCUCUCCUUCUCCACCUCCUUGUUUGUCAGGAUGAAGGGAGUGAUAGAUGAAGAAAGGAUGUGUGAAUGGAUGAGUAGAUAGAUGGACGCAUGAAUGGAUAGAGGCCAAAAAGGGCAGAGAAGUAUGGGCACCCUGAUGAAUUGUCCUGGUGUGACAGACUGGAACAGUGCCUUACCAAGAAAAGGGUGUGCUAUGCAAACAGGCUCACAGAGAGAGGCGGCUCUUCCGGGGACCUGACCGGCAGGCCGCCGGGUUUGGGCUGGGCUGGUGUUUAUCUGGAGAGACAAUUUGUAUCUGUAUGACAGUUACUGGAGUUGUGAAAGUUUCUAAACUCAGAGGGCUACAGUAUGACUAACCUACAUGGGGUGUGUGAGACACUGUACCACAGGAGGCAUUAGUACGCCUGCUGGACUCAUAUCAGAAACUCCUCACCUCUUAUCAUCACAUGUCAUAGCAGAAACUCCUCACCUCUUAUCAUCACAUGUCAUAGCAGAAACUCCUCACCUCUUAUCAUCAUGUCAUAGCAGAAACUCCUCACCUCUUAUCAUCACGUCAUAGCAGAAACUCCUCACCCCUUAUCACACGUCAUAGCAAACACCUCACACCUUAUCACACGUCAUAGCAGAAACACCUCACACCUUAUCACACGUCAUAGCAGAAACACCUCACUCCUUAUCAUCACACAUCAUAGCAGAAACACCUCACUCCUUAUCAUCACACGUCAUAGCAGAAACACCUCACACCUUAUCAACACACAUCAUAGCAGAAACACCUCAUCACAUUUAUUCUAUUUUUUUCUUUUUCUUCAUUCAUUUGGUAAUGCAUUUAUGCAACAGCAGAGUUAACUGUUUAUAUACAAGUUCUAGAAAACUAUCUGGAAAAAAAGUUUCAUUUUUGCAUGUUUAUUAUGCAAGUUUAAGGAGAACGUUUGAAAAAUUUAAGACACCAGAUGACCUACGUCAUGCAAAGUUUUAUAGGUUUAAGAUCACUUAAGAUAUCUCUAUGCUAUCCAAGUGUUGUGGGCUUUCUUGUGUAUUUCAAAACCAGUGUCAUCAGCCAAGAAUUCAUUUCCUUUGGUUGAAGAGUCUGCAAAGGCUUCCUUUCAUGCCUUUGUGGAGACGCCGUAGAAAUGUGCUUUUCCCCCUGUCUGAAUGGAGUUUGACCUACGCUGAAGCAAUACUCAUUCAGGGAGUCCAAUGGGACCUACCCACACUGUCCACACAAAGCAGCAGAGGGAGACGCGCCUGUCACCACGCCUCCUGCUUUCUCUCAUUGGGCGCCUAAUUUCAUGUCCCGAGUGUUGAAGUGGCUGAUGGUUCCAUCCGAGCGUCGGACAUGUGUAUCGUUAGAAAGUAUUACUGUGCUAUGAUAGAUUAUUGCUUAUUACAACAUCGCUCCAACCAUUGCGCACCAACCUUAUUUCUGCAUCGCCAUAGGACAUUAAAAAGCACUUUUGUUUAAUUUCACAAAAACAAUGUGAAAACCAUUGCAAUAACAACUCGGCUCAAGCCAACUAUAUAAGUGGAAUUUUACUCAUGUAAAGAAUUUUGAUAACAAAGCUCAUGGGGGGGGGGAAGAAAAAGUUGUAGGAAAAUAACCUGUCACAAGUGAGUGUGCUGUUCUGAGUUGUGAAUCCAUAACUAAGUGUUAAACCUGUAAGGGAAACUCAAAGACACUGAUGGACUUGCAUGAUUUUGAGAAAUAAAUACUUAUUUAUUGAAGAA
Molecule: messenger RNA, 17076 nt
Organism: Electrophorus electricus (electric eel)
Lineage: Eukaryota; Metazoa; Chordata; Actinopteri; Gymnotiformes; Gymnotidae
Gene: ryr2a
Product: ryanodine receptor 2a (cardiac)
Biological process (GO): intracellular calcium ion homeostasis; striated muscle contraction; release of sequestered calcium ion into cytosol by sarcoplasmic reticulum
Cellular component (GO): sarcolemma; sarcoplasmic reticulum membrane; Z disc
Molecular function (GO): ryanodine-sensitive calcium-release channel activity; calcium ion binding; protein binding
Source: RefSeq, a predicted model, not a curated record